CUUCUUAGGAAGUUCCCUAUACUUGCCUGGCCUGCAGUGCUCUGCCUGGGAGAGUCCUUACCCCGUGGAAUACACUCAGCACAGCUGACCUUCGAGGAGCCCCUUGGGAUGUCUGGAUCAGCUCCCAGAGCGUGAGCUGCCCGGGACUGUGGUUUCACAGAGGACUGGCACCUUCUGCUUCCAUUUUCCAGUCUGUGAAAUGGGUUCAGUCUCUUUCCUCAAAUGUGUAGAAAGAAGGCUGAAUCACGAAUCAGUCAGAAUCAGUAGGAGUUGGAGGAAAGGGCCAGUGAAUUUGAAACCUUGGCCCCGGGGGCCCCACCAAGCGAGCAGCAUGUGGUGCCCCCAGGCCUGCCCAGUGUCCUUUGGCCCGCUGCCCAGCCCCCCCAGGAGACCCUGACGCCCUGGGGGCACUUCUUCUGUGCACAGGACCACGUGGGGGUUUGCCAUGGUGACAUAAAGGGGCGCAGAGGAAGGAAGGAGCGCGACCAGCCUGCAGACUGUGCCCCUGGCUGGGAGGAAGGGCCGGGGGCCCGGAUCCUCCACUCCUGCUGCCCACCGAGGGCCGCGCUUGCUAAGUGUCUGUGAAAUUGUUGGUCAGUGGACGACUCUGGUAUUUCCUGCGUGGGGCCUGGGGGUGGCCAGGGCACACGGGCCUCCAGCGGCCGAGGUCUCCGGGGCCAGGAUGCCCGCCCUGGCGCGCCUCCGGAGGCUGUGUCGGCAUGUGUCCCCACAGGCGAUACUUUUCCUGCUGUUCGUCUUCUGCCUGUUCAGCGUUUUUGUCUCGGCCUACUACCUGUAUGGCUGGAAGCGGGGCCUGGAGCCCUCGGCGGACGCCCCUGAGCCUGACUGUGGGGACCCGCCCCCCGUGGCCCCCAGCCGCCUGCUGCCGCUCAAGCCCAUGCAGGCGGCCGCGCCCUCCCGCACGGACCCACUGGUGCUGGUGUUUGUGGAGAGCCUCUACUCACAACUGGGCCAGGAGGUCGUGGCCAUCCUGGAGUCCAGCCGCUUCAAGUACCGCACGGAGAUCGCACCAGGCAAGGGGGACAUGCCCACGCUCACUGACAAGGGCCGUGGCCGCUUCGCCCUCAUCAUUUAUGAGAACAUCCUCAAGUAUGUCAACCUGGAUGCCUGGAACCGGGAGCUGUUGGACAAGUACUGUGUGGCCUAUGGCGUGGGCAUCAUCGGCUUCUUCAAGGCCAACGAGAACAGCCUGCUGAGUGCGCAGCUCAAAGGUUUCCCUCUGUUCCUGCACUCAAACCUGGGCCUGAAGGACUGCAGCAUCAACCCCAAGUCCCCGCUGCUCUACGUGACACGGCCCAGCGAAGUGGAGAAGGGCGUGCUACCCGGCGAGGACUGGACGGUGUUCCAGUCAAACCACUCCACCUAUGAGCCGGUACUGCUGGCCAAGACACGCUCCUCCGAGUCCAUCCCGCACCUGGGUGCGGACGCCGGCCUGCACGCCGCGCUGCACGCCACUGUGGUCCAGGACCUGGGCCUUCACGACGGCAUCCAGCGCGUGCUGUUUGGCAACAACCUCAACUUCUGGCUGCACAAGCUCGUCUUUGUCGAUGCCGUGGCCUUCCUCACGGGCAAGCGCCUCUCGCUGCCUCUGGACCGCUACAUCCUGGUGGACAUUGAUGACAUCUUUGUGGGCAAGGAGGGCACACGCAUGAAGGUGGAGGACGUGAAGGCCCUGUUUGAUACGCAAAAUGAACUACGCACACACAUCCCAAACUUCACCUUCAACCUGGGCUACUCAGGGAAAUUCUUCCACACAGGUACUGAUGCUGAGGACGCUGGGGAUGAUCUGCUGCUGUCGUACGUGAAGGAGUUCUGGUGGUUCCCCCACAUGUGGAGCCACAUGCAGCCCCACCUUUUCCACAACCAGUCGGUGUUGGCCGAGCAGAUGGCUCUGAACAAGAAGUUCGCUGUCGAGCACGGCAUCCCCACAGACAUGGGCUAUGCAGUGGCCCCCCACCACUCGGGUGUGUAUCCCGUGCACGUGCAGCUGUACGAGGCCUGGAAGCAGGUAUGGAGCAUCCGUGUGACCAGCACGGAGGAGUACCCCCACCUGAAGCCGGCCCGCUAUCGCCGCGGCUUUAUCCACAACGGCAUCAUGGUCCUCCCGCGGCAGACCUGCGGCCUCUUCACACACACCAUCUUCUACAAUGAGUACCCUGGUGGCUCUGGCGAGCUGGACAAGAUCAUCAAUGGGGGCGAGCUCUUCCUCACUGUGCUCCUCAAUCCUAUCAGCAUCUUCAUGACGCACCUGUCCAACUAUGGGAACGACCGCCUGGGCCUGUACACCUUCAAGCACCUGGCGCGCUUCCUGCACUCCUGGACCAACCUGCGGCUGCAGACGCUGCCCCCCGUGCAGCUGGCCCAGAAGUACUUCCAGAUCUUCUCCGAGGAGAAGGACCCGCUCUGGCAGGACCCGUGUGAGGACAAACGCCACAAAGACAUCUGGUCCAAGGAGAAGACGUGUGACCGCUUCCCAAAGCUCCUCAUCAUUGGCCCCCAGAAAACAGGCACCACGGCCCUCUACCUGUUCCUGGGCAUGCACCCGGACCUCAGCAGCAACUACCCCAGCUCAGAGACCUUUGAGGAGAUCCAGUUUUUUAAUGGCCACAACUACCACAAAGGCAUCGACUGGUACAUGGAGUUCUUCCCUAUCCCCUCCAACACCACCUCCGACUUUUACUUUGAGAAAAGCGCCAACUACUUUGAUUCGGAAGUGGCGCCCCGGCGGGCAGCUGCUCUGUUACCCAAGGCCAAGGUCCUGACCAUCCUCAUCAACCCAGCGGACCGGGCCUAUUCCUGGUACCAGCACCAGCGAGCCCACGAUGACCCAGUGGCCCUGAAGUACACCUUCCACGAGGUGAUCACAGCUGGGCCCGACGUGUCCUUGAAGCUGCGGGCCCUUCAGAACCGCUGCCUGGUCCCCGGCUGGUACGCCACCCACAUUGAGCGCUGGCUCAGCGCCUUUCACGCCAACCAGAUUCUGGUCUUGGAUGGCAAACUGCUGCGAACAGAACCUGCCAAAGUGAUGGACACGGUGCAGAAGUUCCUUGGGGUGACCAACACUAUUGACUACCACAAAACCUUGGCGUUUGACCCAAAGAAAGGAUUUUGGUGCCAACUGCUCGAAGGAGGAAAAACCAAGUGUCUGGGCAAAAGCAAGGGCCGGAAAUACCCAGAGAUGGACCUGGAUUCCCGCGCCUUCCUGAAGGACUAUUAUCGGGACCACAACAUCGAGCUCUCCAAGCUGCUGUAUAAGAUGGGCCAGACACUGCCCACCUGGCUCCGGGAGGACCUCCAGAACACCAGGUAGCCACGGCCACCACAGCCAGACUGAACGUAUGUGAUGGCCUGGACGGCCUGCCGCAUGCUGAGCCAGACUGACCUGCAGAGUGGGGAGCUGGGCCUGGGCUGGCCAGGCACUUCUGAGCAAUAUUCAGCUGAGGCCCAGGCAGGGCCAGAAGAAGAACCCAGGCAGGUCCACAAGCGCCUCGGAGCAUCCAGUGCUGGGUCUGUGGCCUCCAGGACCUCCCUAGCCACCAGAGGUCCAUUCUGUUCACGGCCUUCCGUGGGGAGGCCACUCCCUGUUGGUGGAAGGCCACUUCCUGGUGAGAGGGAGUCCGUGAGACUUCCUUUUCUGUCCCUCACUGUGUUCUACCGACCAUGCCCUCCCUUCAUCCCAUCAGUCCCUGCGACGGCAGGGUCUCCCCUCAGUAUUAGCUGCCAUAUUUUCCCUGUCCUCCAGACAAUAGGGAGAAGAGCCCAGCGGGGCCUUUUGCCAAACAGGGGAGAGAGACUGGAUGCUUCCCUCACUGUUUUGAGCCAGGCACUUCAGAGGGGUCAGCUGGGUACCCAGAGUCACUGGGCUGGAUGUGGGGGUAGCCACCUCAAGAGAACUCUGAACCUCUACACACAUUCUGGUUAAUACCUUCACAUCUCACUUUCCCUUUUGGGGAAAGAAUCGCUGAUUCCUACAGUAUCCACCCAGUCCUCAGGGCCUCCUUCAGGACCCUGGGGCACUGUCAUGCCAUUUGGACCCAGAGACCCAGGCCUCCCUCCCCCUGUUCCUCACCCUGGGAUAUGACAUGUGGUAUUUCCUGUGGUAAAAGACUGAGGCGGUUCAGGAGUCUGCCAGUAUACAUGUCCCAAUGUACAUAUGUUGUCCCCACGCCCAGCCCCAACCUUGGCCCCUGGCAGACACUGGGCAGCGUGGGUAAGACUGCCAUCCACAGCUUUGCCCCAGCUACCUGUGGCCAAGGGCUCCUAGAGACCCCCUUAGCCGCCCCCCCCAAAUACUAAGAAGCUAAAGUAUUUUAAUAUUUUGUUUUUUUUCUUGGUGCCAGAGUUUAUACCCUGGGUGCUGGGGUCGCACUGUGUUAUAUAUAUAUAUAAUGUGUAUAUAUAUAUAUUAUAUUUUUUUUGGUUGGGUUUGUUUUUAAUUCAGUCGUACAAAAUGGUGGCAAGCCCCAGUGUCCUAUCUCAGUGCUAGAGAAUGAGGUGGAAGGGAGGGAAGGGUGUGUCUUCGUGUGUCCAGGCCUUGGGGAGACAGUGUGGAGGUGCCCCUCGGAGAGGUCUCUGUUCCCUCCCCAAAUGUCACAGCUGCCCUGGGGCUACUGCAGCUGGACAGAGGUGGUGAGAGGUACAGGAAAGACCUACUCUCUCCAGGACACCUGGCUUCAUGAAGCGCAGUGACCCUGGAGGAAUUUUGGCCAAAGGAAACAGCAGGGCUGGGGUGGGAGGCCAUGGGGCUGAAGGCCAGCCUGUCCCCUCCCCCCUCACAUGGUGCUAGGUUGGGAGCUGCCCUGGGAGCUGGGCUGCCCGCCGGGACCCACAGAACUGUCUCCAGGCCCCCUGUAGACCACGGGAUCUUGGGGCUGUUUUCUGGUUAGGGUCUGCUCCUACCCCCUUCUUUAACAAUGUGAAGUGACUAAGGCUGGGCGCCUCUCCCCAGCCCCUCCCACUGCCAGUUCAGCUUCCAACCGAAAUCCAGAAAACCCUUUCUGGAGAGCCUUGUCUUGUUCAGAAGACUAGCAUCUUGGGACGGAAGGGGCCUUUCGAUGGGUUUGGAAACAGGUCCAGAAAGGCGAGAUGGCCUCCUUGGCUGACAUCUCAGAACUGGGUGCAAGCAGGGCCAAGAAUUAAACCUGAGGCUCCUGAUUCUGAGUCCAGUGCUCUUCUUCCAAUGCCACACUGCCUCUGAGCCCAUCCUGGGGACCCUCCUCUGUGCCAGCUUCCUGUCCCUCCCUUAGUCACACCGUGGUCAUUCCAGGAUAGGGGACAAACCACUCCUUCCCAGCCAGGGUGCCUUUGAGCUUUCUCCGUUCCUGGUCUGCACACGCAGUCCUGCCUUGCUCUCCCUGAGAGGUCCUCCCCUGGUCUGUGGGUGGGGGUGGGGGGGCAGGUCUGUUUGACCUCUGAACCUGACCCCUUUUCUCAAGUUCUUCACCGGCAGUGGAGAAGAAAGGCAGAUACUCAGCAGGACAACUGCAUGUGGGUUCACUGUCUUCCGAGAGAAGCCUUCCCAUCAUGCUUCUCAUCAGAGCCUUUGAGCCUGGGAACCCAGUGUCAAGCCCGCAGGGGAUGAGGAACAGAGUGUCUGGGGACAGGGUGGCAUGCCUGCCUGUACGCUCGUGAAGACUUGCCAGUGCCGUGGGGCCAGACUCGCAGAAGGGGGUGGCGACUUCCAUAGGACAAACCCCAGGCCUCGUCUCCCAUCUUGUGGUGAGGGGCUCAGGCUCCGUGGCGUGUGCAGACCUUUACAGCUCCCACUGCUGAGAUCUACCCUCUGUGUCUGGAUGCCUGCCCCCAUCUCUGGGAGCUCAGAAUGGCCGGUGGGCGGGCAGCUCCAUUUCUCUCUGCCUCUGGCCUGAGGAAGGAGCAGGCAGGUUGGACACCCCAUGGGAGCUUGUGGGAGCAGAGGAAAUAGUGGGAAAUGUUGUCCAGGCCCUUCUGGAAGGCUGGGGACUUGACCUGCCACAUGUUCUGAGUCUGUCUGGCAACUACUACUUCUUCCCUCCCCACUGGUUAAUCUUGCUCGUGGACCCACUGUCAGGACCUGUAGAUAUUGGGGAGGGGGUCAGACAAAUCCGUCUAGGGGCUCUCAGCUACUGAGCACACAGAUCCUCCUCAUGAGAGAGCAAACCAGAAGGCAGUGGGUACAGCAUCUCUGCAUCUUAAGUGUUCACUGAUUCACUGUGUUUGGCCAGAGAGAGAGAGAGAGAAACAGUUUAAAUCAUGUCGUGGAUGCCGCCAUCCAUUCUCUCAUCCCUCCCAUGAGCCUUUGGGGCGGGCGCAGGCGGGUUGGUCACCUGCAGCUGCCUCAGCCACUCGGGGUUCUAGAGCUGCCUGUAGCUCAGGUGUCCAGCACCUGGAGGAUGAGUUCGAAGUUUAAAGAUGGGCCUCUUGCGGGCCUGUGAGGAGAAGUAGCCGGCGCCUCUGGGGCCCAGCUGAGGGAGCAGCCGUCCGAUCCCAAUGGAGGACGACUCGGCUGACCCACAGACGUUGGCAGGCUCAGUAGGGGGCGGUCCCUCCUGGUUUGUUAGUGAAAGAGCAAGUGAAAACACGUUGUACCAAUUAUUUUAUGAUGAACACUUACUACCUUCCAUCUAGAGUUAAAAUGAACAUUUUGCCACAUUUGAUUUCUCACUCUCUCUCUCUCUGUAUGUAUAUAUUUUUUCCAAAUUAGUUUAAAAGUAAGUUGCAAAUAUCGUGAGACUUGACCAAAAUGCCUCCACAUGCAUCCCCUAAGAGUUAAGACAUUGUCCUACGUAUUGGCCUAUAUCACACUCAAGACAACAAUGAUUUCCUAAAAACAUCUGCUAUUCAAUCUAUGUUCACUUUUCCCCCAGAUAACUUUUACACCUGGUUUUGGAAUCAGGAUCCAGUCAAGGUGCAUACAUGACAUCUUAUAACUGCAGUUUUUGUUCAAUCUCUUAAGUGCUGAAAAGUCCUCUCUCCGCUCGCUUUGGUUUUUUAAAUGAUGUUAUUUCUGAGGAGAGCAGGCCUCCUGUGCUGUUGAAGUCCCACAUUCUGGAUCUGUGUCAUCAUUUCUUCAUGGUGUCAUGGAGUAUGUUCCUCUAGCCCCCGUCUUGUCAAGGGUGAUUUAGGCUGUAUGGAUUUCUGCCUUUUGUGCUGACUUGACAACUUCACUCCAGCCUGAGAUGCCCCUCUACCAUCCCCUGUACCAAGUGCCAAACCAGCAGAAGGGCUAGGUGGCGCUCCAGGAGCUCAGGGAAGGGCAAGGGAGGCGACCAUUGCAGCUGGGCCUGGCAGUGCUGGGCCUGCUGGGAAGGAGGUGCCUCUGGUUCAGAAGAGCCUGUGCUGCCCCCUCUGAUCCUGGCGAUGGACCACAGGGCACCGAAUAACAUCUCUCUCUCUCUCUCUCUCUCUCUCUCUCUCUCUCUCUCCCCCUCCCUCUCUCCCUCUCUCUCUGUUUUGUGGCCUCCUGGUUUUUACUUCCUGGAGGCCCGUGGUCUGUGUGCACUGGAACAGAGCCGGGCCCCUGGGAUGCACCAGGGAAGGGCCUAACUGGGGAACUGCCCCCCCCCCCCCAAGCUGUGGUGUAAGGAGAAGAGCCCAGGGCUGGAGGCAGGAGAUGUGAAAUUUCGUCCCAACUGGGUACGUUUAGUAGCUAACGUCACGGUUUCCCCCCAGGGCCUCAACUUCCCCAUUUAUAGCAUGAGCAGAUGGGGCAAUGGCAGGGGUUUUCAAAUGUCACAAAGAAAGUGGAUCUGCUCUAGUUGAAGUGAGCAGUUGGAGGGCCCAGACCCCUGCCCUCAGGGCAGUGCUGGGUGCCUGGGUUGCAACCUUGGGCCGGCUGCGCCCCCAGGCCUUGCCCUUGCCAGCUCGGACAGCCAGAGAUUUGGGGGGGGGGCAUGGGCUUUGUGAGGGGUCAAUGUCAGGGGCCUGGGGAGACUCUGGCUGUGUUUUAUCCUAAUAAGUUCAUCCCUCCCUCUCUCCUUCCUUUCUCUGGCUCUUGAGGAGAAUGAAGAAGGAGAGGGUUUUCUAUGACUGUGCUAGCUUUUAUUAUCAGCAAGAGGGCUCCUUUUGUAAUUUGUGCAUGAAAUUCAUGUCAUUUCCUGGGGAGAGGAGAGGGCUGACUGGAGAGGGUGGGGGGCACGCUAGGGGAGCAGACAGGUUUCCUUCCCUUGUGGGGGUGGGGAGAGGGGGGAGAGGGGGUGCUACCCAGCUCAUCUGAUCAGGGCUCUCGAACCAGCCGUUUUGGGUUGUGUUAAAAGUGGGAACCUUCCUCCAUUAAUGUACAAUCUCGAACUAACUACUAAUAAAGUGGGAUUCUAUUUGUA
This is a messenger RNA of Callorhinus ursinus (northern fur seal), 8321 nucleotides long. RefSeq names its product N-deacetylase and N-sulfotransferase 1 (gene NDST1). Gene Ontology annotation, molecular function: hydrolase activity; heparan sulfate N-sulfotransferase activity; deacetylase activity. Lineage: Eukaryota; Metazoa; Chordata; Mammalia; Carnivora; Otariidae. The record is from RefSeq and is a predicted model, not a curated record. Gene Ontology annotation, cellular component: Golgi apparatus.